AUGGUGUCUGCAUAAUCUUAGGCACGCAUCUGUUCACUUGAUGAUGUUGUUAUGAACAGAUGUUAUGCUUAACCUAUCGUCAAGACCCUAAAGGAAUCCCAAUUUGCGCAUUUUGAGAAUGAAAAAUCGGCAACCAGUCCUACCUAAAUUAGAACCCAUCAUGUCUGCAGGAACUGCACCACAAGUGUCCCCACCUGUAGGAGUAAAUAAUGGACCAGCUUCAACAACACCUGUAGUAGCGACGCCCCCAUCUGGAGCUCCAAUCCCCCAAGCUGCACAAGGGCCCCCACCUGCAAGCGUCGCUCCAUCAGCACCUGCAGUUGGAAUUCCCGGCCCAGGAAAUGGAAUACCUCAAGGAAAACCAGCGUCCCCAACAGAAGGCAUCACAUUAGGCGGAGCUGCAUCUCCAAACGACAUACCAAUGACACCAUCUGAAAAGGGAGGAUCACAGAACGUUCCGGAGCCUGAGCAACUGGAGACCCUGACCACCUCUCCAUUCGCUGUCACAAGCACCCUACCAGUCCUUGCUGCUCCUGCCACACACUGGCCGAGCCAGCAGCCAGUCCGUAAGCCCAUAUCCGUAAACCUAAAAGCAGCAACCGAUGGAGAUGCCGUUGCUGUUCGUGGAAAUGCCAAAGAACCUCCACCCCCUACGACGACGUUGCAAGAACCAUAUCGGCGGUGCCACAAGGAAGCGCCGCCACUCAGAUUCAAGAAAGCCCGACGAGACGAUGUCGCACCACCGGGAAAAUGCGAGGCAGCCGUGAUCCAUGGCCUGACCACAAUGUAA
Molecule: messenger RNA, 790 nt
Organism: Dermacentor silvarum
Lineage: Eukaryota; Metazoa; Arthropoda; Arachnida; Ixodida; Ixodidae
Exons: 5
Coding region: 119-790 (223 amino acids)
Source: RefSeq, a predicted model, not a curated record